AUGUCUCUGGGCUUACCUGAAAAAUCAGAACAAGUUCUCCGCCGACCUUCCUCCAACGAUUCCGGCUACUUCGACUCCGGCAACCAUGACUCCUCUCUCUCUCUCAACCUAUCGUCUUCAUUUUUGGGUUUCCGGACGGUGGGUUCAUUUUUGGGUUUCCAGACAAUCAGUUUCCAGAAGGAUUACUUGCACAUACUUCAGAAGAUUAGAUAUUUCUAUUCGACAACCGAACGAGCAUUUGAAACACCCUUUAGGUCAAGAGAGCUUCUCUUUGAGAAGCAAAAGUUAUUCCAAAGCAUCCACAAACACACGUAUUUGAAAGGGCCUUAUGAUAAGAUCAUUGUUAAUAUAUAUAUUGUAUAUUCAAUUCCACCUACACAAUAACCUACACAAUAACCCAUACAGACACCAAAUCCAUGCCUACAUCCAUACCACCUCCAUACCUCAGAUUUAUUUCCUUGGUUUCAUCUACAUGUAUAUAUUUGUGAUUCCUCUUCUGUAAUGAAACAGAUCAACUAAAAGCUUGGAAAAAAAAGCAAUUCAAUGAAAGCCCAGGUCAUUGUUUGACACAUAACUCAUAUCA
Rhododendron vialii is the source of this 583-nucleotide messenger RNA. RefSeq lists its product as uncharacterized. The transcript is spliced from 2 exons. NCBI's taxonomy places the organism in Eukaryota, Viridiplantae, Streptophyta, Magnoliopsida, Ericales, Ericaceae. The record is from RefSeq and is a predicted model, not a curated record. Bases 1 to 384 code for a protein of 127 amino acids.